AUGGACAUAGAAUGGAUGUCAGCUGAUAGGAUGUCAGUAGAAUAUAUAAAAAGGGUCGAUGAGUUUCUUAAAUUUAGUUUGGAUCAUGCCAAAGAUCCAAACUAUAUUUGUUAUCCUUGUAGUAAGUGUGGAAAUAUGAAAAAGAUGACUGCCACAAUAAUAAAAGAGCACUUAUAUUUCCACGGGAUAGACAAAAGUUAUAAAAUAUGGUAUUGGCAUGAUGAAGAGCUUCAUGUUACUCCGGACCCUCCUAUGGUGAAUGAAGAUCGGAAUUAUAGGCAAUUGGAUCGUGAGGAUAAUUUAGAUGAAAUGAUUGACGAUGCAUAUUAUGAAUCAGAAGUAGAUCCCGUUAAGUUUGAAAAUCUUCUUAAUGACGCUGAAAAGCCGAUUUACUCUGGUUGCACUAAAUUUUCAAAGCUAUCAGCCCUGCUUAGAUUGUACAAUAUAAAAGCCAAAAAUGGAUGGAGUGAUAAGAGUUUCACGGAAUUGUUAGUUUUUUUGAAAGAUUUACUGCCUGAAGAAAACGAGAUGCCCGUAUCAUUUUACAAGGCUAAGAAAACUAUGUGCUCAAUAGGCUUGCAAUAUGAAAAAAUACAUGCUUGUCCUAAUGAUUGUGUAUUAUAUCGGAAUAGCCUUGUAGAUGUGAAUUCGUGUCCUACUUGUGGUGUGUCCAGAUGGCAAAAGAAGAGGAAUUUAGAGGAAGUUAAGGAAGGAGUACCAGCAAAAGUUUUGUGGUAUAUUCCUCCAAUUCCUCGUUUGAUUCGAUUUUAUCGAAAUGUUGAUCAUGCUAAGAAUUUGACUUGGCAUGCAAAUGAGAGAAUAAAGGAUGGUAGACUUAGACAUCCUGCUGACUCACCAGUGUGGAAGACAGUGGAUUUGGAAUGGCCUUCAUUUGCCAAUGAACCUAGAAAUAUUCGUCUAGCUCUUUCUACGGAUGGAAUUAAUCCUCAUACUUCUCUCAGUAGUAAGUAUAGUUGUUGGUCUAUUAUGCUAGUCAUAUAUAAUUUACCGCCAUGGCUUUGUAUGAAAAGGAAGUUUACCUUACUGACCUUGCUGAUAUCUGGACCUAAACAACCUAGUAACGAUAUUGACGUCUACUUAGCUCCCCUAAUUGAUGACUUGAAAACUUUAUGGAAUGAAGGAGUUAGGGCUUAUGAUGCAUACCGAAAAGAAGAAUUUACCCUUCGAGCGGUGUUGUUAUGGACAAUAAACGACUUCCCCGCUUAUGGAAAUUUAUCUGGUUACAGUGUAAAAGAAUACAAAGCUUGUCCUAUUUGUGAGGAGAAGACUUUCUCUCAAUAUUUGAAACAUUCCCGCAAGGUGUGCUAUAUGGGACAUAGAAAAUUCUUGCCCCGGAGACAUUAUUUUAGAACUUGGAAAAAUGCAUUCAAUGGUGAACAAGAGUUUGGUUUGGCUCCAGCUCCUUUGACUGGGAAUCAAGUACUUAAUAAAGUAUAUGUAAUUCAGUUUAAGGUAGGAAAACCUAUUGUUUGUCCAAUUAAGAAGAAGAAGGGUCGUGGAAAGAGUGUUGGCAAGGAUAAGACUGAAGUUAGUUUGACUAGUGCGGAUGAGUCUACAAGUCCUUGGAAGAAAAAAUCAAUUUUCUUUGAGCUUGAAUAUUGGGAAAAGUUACUUUUGCGACAUAAUUUAGAUGUCAUGCACAUUGAGAAAAAUGUGUGUGAUAGUCUAAUAGGAACUUUGUUAAAUAUUCCAAGUAAAAGUAAGGACGGUAUUAAAGCUCGGAAAGACUUGGCUGCAUUGGGCUUACGAAAAAAGCUAGCCCUAAUAGAACAUUUUUACCGGCAGCUUGUUACACACUCAGUAAGGAUGAGAAAAAAGAACUUUGCAAUUGUCUAUACAAUAUUAAAGUUCCAGAAGGGUAUUCUUCAAACAUAA
Humulus lupulus (European hop) is the source of this 1896-nucleotide messenger RNA. RefSeq lists its product as uncharacterized. The transcript has a single exon. Bases 1 to 1896 code for a protein of 631 amino acids. Lineage: Eukaryota; Viridiplantae; Streptophyta; Magnoliopsida; Rosales; Cannabaceae. The record is from RefSeq and is a predicted model, not a curated record.